Cyprinodon variegatus (sheepshead minnow) is the source of this 1646-nucleotide messenger RNA. RefSeq names its product arf-GAP with dual PH domain-containing protein 2-like. The transcript is spliced from 7 exons. Gene Ontology annotation, molecular function: GTPase activator activity; phosphatidylinositol bisphosphate binding. Gene Ontology annotation, cellular component: intracellular membrane-bounded organelle; plasma membrane. Lineage: Eukaryota; Metazoa; Chordata; Actinopteri; Cyprinodontiformes; Cyprinodontidae. Bases 178 to 1050 code for a protein of 290 amino acids. Gene Ontology annotation, biological process: positive regulation of GTPase activity. The record is from RefSeq and is a predicted model, not a curated record.
GGAUGUCUGUGUUUUGUAUGCAGAACAAUUAACUUCAUGAUGCUGCCCUGCUAAGAGGAAAUACCGGCCCAGUGAGAAGAAGCAGCGUUUUCUAGCUGCCGCCGAGCAGAGCUGGAACCAGCAUGGAGUUGAUACCUAGUAGCUGAAUCUGCUGGUAGAAACAGGCAGCUUUCCUCUAUGGCCGGUCAGGGAAGAAACAACCGAAUCCUGCUGGAUCUGGUGCAGCAGGCGGGAAACGACCUGUGUGCUGACUGUGCUGCUCCUGAGCCUGACUGGGCCUCGUACACGCUCGGCGUGUUUGUGUGCCUGAACUGUUCUGGGAUGCACCGUAACCUGCCCUCAGUCAGCAGAGUGAAAUCCAUACGCCUGGAUUACUGGGAAGACUCUUUAGUUCAGUUCAUGCAACAGAUGGGAAAUACUGCUGCCAAAGCUGUUUUUGAGAAGUGUGUCCCGUCCUUCUAUUACAGGCCGCGGCAUCACGACUGCAUUGUUCUGAAGGACCAAUGGAUCCGUGCAAAGUAUGAAAGAAGGGAGUUCACUGGAGAAAGAAACGACUUUCUGCAAACUUACAAUCAAGAUCUGUUUGAAUCCACACUCUGGAAGAAGGGCAAAGACAACAAGCAGUAUCUGAAGAGAACCUUCCAGCUGUCUCAGAGGGAUUUCACCCUCAGAUACUUUACAAAGGAGGAUUCCAAGGUUCCCAAAGCAGUGAUCAGCAUGAAGGAUCUGAAUGCACAUUUCCAACCAGAGAAGAUGGGUCAUGCUCAUGGGCUGCAGAUCUCCUACCUGGAUGACGAGCGCACCAGGAACCUGUUUGUUUACCAUGACAACGGGCAGGUCAUCGUCUCCUUCUUCAACGCCAUCCGUGCCACGCGCCUGGCCUACCUCCACAGGAAACACCCCACUCUGCAACACACUGAUGUGAGACGACUUUUCUGCUACUUUCACAUCCUGAGCUUCAAAGGAUGGAAUCGAAGCAUGAAUGAUGAGUCGGACAGUCGAGCUGAAGCAGCGUCACAUGAUCGCGCUGCGACGCAGCUUUCACUCUAGUUUAUCACGUAGAUAUUUUAGUUCCUGCUAUUUCCAGCUGGAAGCCUCUGCGCCUCGUUUAUAGCUGCUGUUAGCUUUUCAUCUCUCCUCUCAUCUGCUGCUUUUACAGGUGAAUCAUCUCCCUUCACCUGCAGCUCCCAGCAUCAGCUGCCUGCACCUCGUUACCUUUGGACACUUUUUCACUUCUGUGUUUUCUUCACCUGGAGCAUUUCUGCCCAUUCUGUAGUAUUUAUACUAAAUAUCCAUCCUUCCUUUAAGAUUUCCAGCAAAUUAAAACCAUUUACUCUGGAACUUUGAAUCAUAAUCCAAACAUUUUCCAAUUUUGAUAGAUUGAUGCAGUUUUUCAGGGUUUUUAGCGGUAAGACCAGAAAGCAGUACAUCCUUGUGAAGUGGGUGGAAGAUGUCAUAUAUUUCUGGUUUUACAAAUAAAAAUAAACAAAAAAUAUUUCAUAGAUACAAACAUGAAUAUUAAAGUUGUCUGAGAAGCAGCCAUUAAGAUCCGAUUGAAGAAUCUCUCAAUAAAGUCAUCGUCAAUCAGACAAUCCACUAAUUAUGAAAAAUAAAAAAAAUUAAAUCCGUUUUUUACAAGAAAAAAU